UGUUUUGACACAGACACACACACACCAGAGGUAAAAGACAGGAUGAAAGUGGAUGUUAACGCUCCUGAACACUUUUAACAUGGCACACAAACUUUUCUUUGUCUUCUGCCUGUUUGUUUUUCACUCUGUUUCUUUCUCGAGCAUCAUUCAGUAUCCUGCAGUAGUGAAGGUGUUUCUUGGUGAAACGGUCUCAAUGACAUGUGAUACAGUGGAACUCCUCUCCAAAUGUGAUUCAAUCUCCUGGUUUAAAGUGCAGCUGAGAACCAGAGAGAUGAACGUGACCACCGCCGUUCACACUGAUCUGGGACAGAGACCGUGUACAGGAUUCAUCUAUAACACGAGCACGGCUGAUUCGGGGAUUUACUACUGCUCUGUAAAACACAGUGUGAUCUCCUACAUGGGCAACGGCUCCACCGUCAUCAUUACAGAGCGCCAACCUCGUCCCAUCAUAACUCCCUACGUCCCGGAUGUGAGUGUCGGACCCUCCGUCUCUCUGCAGUGUGUGGUGAUGGGGGUCGUCCCAUCUGAAGUGAGUGUUUCCUGGGUCAUAGGUGAAUCAGAGAUGACCGGGUGGACGGAGUCGGGCUGGACACACACCAACGACUCGGCUGUAGAAUACACACGCGCUCAUAUCAGCAUUCCCUCAGAGAACUGGAUGGAGGCUCAGAAUGUGGAGUGUGUGGUCGAGGUGGACGGCAGACGUGUCUCUAAAUCUCUUAAACAAGGCUCCAGUCAGUUGUGUUCAUGGUUGAUGUAUUUGUGCUCCAGUGUUGCCCUCGUCAUUGUUAUUGUGUUUCUCAUUACUCUUGUUUCAUUACAGCCAGCAGGACAGAGUUGUGUGCCUGCGAGAUCAACUGAAUAUCACUUCAAUCGACGAAAUGGAGGCAAAAAGAGGACAGACAGAGCAAAGAGAUUCUCCAUACCGGAUGUGCAGUACGCAAGUUUGGACCUGAUCAGUAACGGACAACAAGGAAGCACCACUUUAAACAGGAAUGUUCUUCUUAAUGAAUGAGUGAGUGAGUGAAUGAGUGAGUUAAUGAGUGAUUGAGUGAGUGAGUUAAUGAUUGAGUGAUUGGGUGAGUUAAUGAGUGAAUGAGUGAGUUAAUGAGUGACUGUGUGAUUGAGUGAGUUAAUGAGUGAUUGAUUGAUUGAGUGAGUGAGUUAAUGAGUGAGUGUGUGAUUGAGUGAGUUAAUGAGUGAUUGAGUGAGUGAGUGAGUGAGUGAGUGAGUUAAUGAUUGAGUGAUUGGGUGAGUUAAUGAGUGAGUGAGUGUGUGAUUGGGUAAGUUAAUGAGUGAGUGAGUGUGUGAUUGGGUGAGUUAAUGAGCGAGUGUGUGAUUGAGUGAGUUAAUGAGUGAUUGAGUGAGUGAGUGAGUGAGGGAGGGAGUGAGUUAAUGAUUGAGUGAUUGGGUGAGUUAAUGAGUGAGUGAGUGUGUGAUUGAGUGAGUUAAUGAGUGAUUGAGUGAGUGAAUGAGUGAGUGAGUUAAUGAUUGAGUGAUUGGGUGAGUUAAUGAGUGAGUGAGUGUGUGAUUGGGUAAGUUAAUGAGUGAGUGAGUGUGUGAUUGAGUGAGUUAAUGAGUGAUUGAGUGAGUGAAUGAGUGAGUGAGUUAAUGAUUGAGUGAUUGGGUGAGUUAAUGAGUGAGUGAGUGUGUGAUUGGGUAAGUUAAUGAGUGAGUGAGUGUGUGAUUGGGUGAGUUAAUGAGUGAGUGAGGGUAUUAUUAUUAAGUAGUAGUAAAAGUUGUAUAAGCUCUUCUUAAUAUAUAUCAUACUGAAUAAUAAACCACUGGCAAUCACAUAUCACAUACGAGUGAGUUAAUGAGUGAAUGAGUGAGUGAGUUAAUGAGUGAAUGAGUGAGUGAGAGUUAAUGAGUGAGUGAAUGAGGGAGAUUGAGUGAGGGAGUUAAUGAGUGAGGGAGUGACUUAAUGAGUGAGUUAAUGAUUGAGUGAGUGUGUUAGUGAGUGAGUUAGUGAGUGACUGACUGAGUGAGGAGUGAAGAAAAGCAUUAUGAUGUCCUAAAAUGUCCAAU
This is a messenger RNA of Pangasianodon hypophthalmus (striped catfish), 2025 nucleotides long. RefSeq lists its product as uncharacterized. Lineage: Eukaryota; Metazoa; Chordata; Actinopteri; Siluriformes; Pangasiidae. The transcript has 8 exons. Bases 53 to 1012 code for a protein of 319 amino acids. The record is from RefSeq and is a predicted model, not a curated record.